AUGGAGCAACAAUCUCUCCCAGAGCAAUCACCUCCGGCCUACUUCAACAACCGAUAUCAUCAUCAAGGAAUCUACCCUAGUCCUCCCGGAGAGGAGCGUCGUCCUUGGGACUUCGACUCCCCAACAGCAUACCUCGGCGCUCAGACCUCUCCUUCAUCUCCCCCCACAGCAGCAUAUGGCGUUCCUUAUAUCCCAUUUCCUCGGCCUCGUCAAGAUCUUGGUGCCGGUGAAAACACCCCAACGUCCAGUGUCGGACUCGGCAUCGAUGCUGUCGCUCCUUCCCCGGGCUAUCCCUUGAAUCCACUCAAGUCUAUCCGGGAUCCUUAUCAACUAGAUUCCAACGAGAGCUACGAUCAAUCGAAGGGAAGGAUUUUCCAGAGCGAGCGUCUCCUUUCCAGUCCCGAGGAUAUAGCUGCUCAUGGUCAACACUAUCCAGACGUCAAUCGUUCUCGACGCCAUCCAAAUUCAUCACGAUCGUUCCCCCCUUCCUGGAGGUGGAGGUGGGUAGGCAGUGCAUGGCCGCUCUAUUCCACGUUCUGCCUUGGUAUCAUCUUCGCUGGGUGCCAUCAUUCUCUGUACGAUCGUCUUGAUGGGAGGGAGGCAACCGACCAGAUUAACAUGAUUCGCUGGGGUGGUCUGUUUUCGUAUCUUUCGAAGGCUUGCUUGGUGGCAUCUGUUGUCUUCACUUACCGCCAGCAAAUCUGGGCGACCGUAAGGAGGAAGGCCUUGAACCUUAAAACAAUCGAUAGCCUCUUUGCGGCUGUAGAUGAACCAGCUGCGUUGCUGAACAAGGAUUUUCUCAAGGAGGCAAAGCUCGCUGUGACUUUAGCAAUUCUAGUCUGGCUGUUCCCCCUUACGGUCAUUCUUACCCCAGCCACAUUAACCGUCGGCCCUAUCGAGCUCAAGAACGAUUCCGCCAUAUGUUACGGUGUGAGGACCCUAAACUUCGAAAACGAGAUGCACAAGAACUGGAGGAAGGAAGACCGGAUUCGCGGGUACCGCGGCGUUUCCGUUUCUCUAUGGAAUUGCACCCUCCCUGAUUCCGAUCAAUUCCCUGAUGAGCCUUUCAACAACACAUACUUUGACUAUUGGACAGGAAGUAGCUUCCAAAUCGACUUGGUUAUGUCGCGAAGCGCCUUGAUGGGAACCGUUAUUCCGAUGUCGAAUGUAGCGCUCGAGACCUGCGGCCCUGGGUGGAAUUGCACGUACAACAUCUCUUUUACCGGACCCGGUUAUAAGUGCGAAGAACUUGCUCGAGGUGCUCAGCUUGACGAAGAGAAGAUGAGGAAGAAAGGUGUGCCUUUCAACACAAGCGACCUCAUCCCUCGUGGAAACUUCAGCUAUAUAGCUCAUACCAAGCUUGGCGAUUACUCUCCCCAACAGAUGGAGAAUUACACAGAAGGCACGCCGGGUGCUCCUAAUAUUACCCCUCCUUGGCCGGAAAAUUUCGGGGCCUUCAGAACAGAGCCUCUCCUCUGGAUCGGCUAUUCUAUCGCAACACCAAAAGGCUCCGACAAUGGUACGAAAAAGCCACCUACGGAGAAGAGCGAUUCAAGAUGGAACAUCGCCUUCGAGGCAUCUGUGCAUCGCUGUGAGCACUGGCUCGCUGAAUACACGGUGCAAUUCAACCAGACUCUCGAAACCCAAACCACCAAGGUCAUCAAGCGCAAGUUUCUCCAUCGCAUCAUCGACACUGAAUAUCUCCCCGACAAACCAGCGAAUGAUGGAACCUGGGACAACACAACAGCUGUCCCAGAAUCUAAUUAUGUGUUCCCUUUGGACGUUGAAAGGUACCGACUGAUUGCGGCAUAUCACUCAGUUGGCAGCAUAUUCCGCCGCUUUCUCAACGGAACCAUUCAAUACUUUCCCUACGCGAAUCCAGCUACUGAUAUUACGAAAACAAAUCUGAUUAACAAAGAUAUAUACCUUCCCUGGCCGAAUCUCAUCGAGAACAUCCAACACCUCUAUGAGAAUAUGACGCUUUCUAUGCUUUCCGACCCAGAGCUGGUUGCUGUGUCCUGGGCUCACAACCGCUCACGCUCUGGAGUCACCGAGAAAGCCCUAGAACCAUACAACACCACGGGCUACAAUUGUACCAAGACUCGCAUUGUCAACGCCUAUAUAUAUAACCGCCGCGAUUUGUGGAUUGCCUACACGAUCGCAAUUGUUGUAACCCUUCUCUCCGUCAUCCUCGGUGCGGCAUCACUAGCACAGAACAAUCACCAUGUUCGCGAUGUCCAUGUCUCAUCCAUCGUUGCCGCCACACGUGCCCCCUGCCUGGAUAGCCUGCCGUGGAAGAGCUCCAAAUGGGGGGAAGUCCCAAAGGAAAUUAUGGAGACUAGGCUGGGAUAUGGGGUCAUUGUUGACUCAGGUCCGAACGGCACGCCCGCACUAGGACGGGUCAACACGGACGGAAAUGCGAUAUCCGGGAAGGUAUAUUAUGGGUUUGCCCCUCCGGAGGUGUUGAAGGUCAAUAGGUCACCGACCAGCUCCCCUCCUCCAUCGGAACCCCCUAAGGAAGAGUUCAUGAUUGAGGGAGUAGAACAUGACGAUAAAUACCGAAUGGUUGAGGACGAGCUUCUUGCCAUGGCAGGCCAGUUCACCAGACACCUCCACGCUGCCGAGUACCAGCGACUCAAGGACCUUUCCCGGUCCAAAAAUGCGGAAGCCAUCCACAACAUCUCGCGUCCUAUCACUGCAAAGAUGAGCGACCUGGUCAAGCGCCGGUAUGCUGCCCUCGACACGGCUGCCAAACAGCAGAAAGGCUUGACUCAGAUCCUGGGAAAGAGAAAAGACAGGGAAUGUUCUGUGUCACCGAAGAAGCCGAUUGCCACAGCACUGCAGGACUUGUUGGAGAGUCCUAGGAAUCAGAUUGUGCCUGUACCAUUGCCUCUCCCUCGCACGACCUCCAGGCACAGAGAUCGCAGUCCUUCCAUGUCGCUAAGAGCCACUAUCAGCCGAGUCCAAGGUGGCAGCACCAUUCCAAGUGCUGCAGGAGAUCGGAAGGAUGCAUACGUUUCCAAGUUUACACAUGAGGCUACUUCUGCAACAAACGACGGCGAUCUUGACGUUCCAGCUUGUCGGGCAUCGAAAAUGGUGUCGCUGCCAUCUGGGACUAGCCAGACAUCUAGAACAGCAAAGUCACCUGGUUUAGGACAGCUUAUCCACCGUACUGAACUUAGCCCUUCCACGAACCCAUUUACUCAGUUCUCUGCUAAAACAGGCCGGGUCAGAACCCUUCAAGAAAUCUGGAAAGAAACAAGCAACCGAUCAACCGUCAAACAAGAGCCAGAAGAUGAAGAGGAGGAUUUCUUUGCCCGAUUAAGGGCAAGGAGAGUUGAGCAGAGGCGUCGUCGCGAAGCAAAACGGCAAGAGCUCAAAGCCAAUCCCGAAAGUCAACCGACAAAACUGGAUGAAAUUCCAUUCAUAUAA
Molecule: messenger RNA, 3432 nt
Organism: Thermochaetoides thermophila DSM 1495
Lineage: Eukaryota; Fungi; Ascomycota; Sordariomycetes; Sordariales; Chaetomiaceae
Exons: 4
Coding region: 1-3432 (1143 amino acids)
Source: RefSeq, a predicted model, not a curated record